Lathyrus sativus (Indian pea) is the source of this 882-nucleotide messenger RNA. The record is from the annotation of a GenBank genome assembly. Lineage: Eukaryota; Viridiplantae; Streptophyta; Magnoliopsida; Fabales; Fabaceae.
AUGGCUCUUUUUCUCUUUGCUUUUUUCAUCUUAAUGCCAUCUUUAACCAAUGCUUAUUGGCCACCUUCACCUGGUUACUGGCCAAGCUCUAAGUUCCAGUCUAUGAGUUUUUACAAAGGUUUUACAAAUCUUUGGGGACCCCAACACCAAAGACUAGAACAAAAUGGAUUGACAAUUUGGCUUGAUAGAACCUCAGGAAGUGGAUUCAAAUCGGUUCGUCCGUUCCGAUCCGGGUACUUCGGUGCCUCCAUUAAGCUUCAGCCUGGCUAUACUGCAGGAGUUAUAACAGCUUUUUAUCUAUCAAACAAUGAAGCGCAUCCUGGUUACCAUGAUGAAGUGGACAUUGAGUUUCUAGGGACAACAUUUGGAAAGCCUUAUACUUUGCAGACCAAUGUUUAUAUAAGAGGGAGUGGAGAUGGGAAAAUUAUUGGUAGAGAAGUCAAGUUUCAUCUUUGGUUUGAUCCUACCAAAGGUUUUCAUCACUAUGCUAUACUUUGGAGUCCUAAGGAGAUAAUAUUCCUAGUGGAUGAUGUGCCUAUAAGGAGGUACCCUCGGAAGAGUGACACAACAUUUCCUAUAAGACCAAUGUGGCUUUAUGGUUCAAUUUGGGAUGCUUCAUCGUGGGCAACAGAAGAUGGAAAAUACAAAGCUGAUUACAAGUAUCAACCGUUUGUGGCACACUAUUCAAAUUUCAAAGCUAGUGGUUGCACAGCGUUUGCGCCUCGGUGGUGUCGGCCGGUUUCGGCUUCACCGUAUGGCUCUGGUGGAUUGAACUCACAGCAAAAUAAUGCAAUGAGAUGGGUGCAAAGAUAUCAUAUGGUUUAUAAUUAUUGUCAAGAUUCAAAAAGAGAUCAUAGAUUAACACCUGAAUGUUGGGGUUGA